Meloidogyne enterolobii is the source of this 1437-nucleotide messenger RNA. NCBI's taxonomy places the organism in Eukaryota, Metazoa, Nematoda, Chromadorea, Rhabditida, Meloidogynidae. The record is from the annotation of a GenBank genome assembly.
UUUUUUCUUUAGCCUGUAUGUAAUUUUGAAUAAAAUGACUUCAUUAACUUCUACAAAAUCAUCAAAGUCUACAAAUCUAAAAUUUGACGAAACAACUGAUUUUAAAUAUUUAUUUUCACAAUCUAACGAUGUUCAACCUUUCCUUCGUGCUAGUCUUUUUGAUAAUGUGCCUCCAACGAUACUCUUUUAUGUUAAGGGAACUAAAGUCAAAAAACCUCAUAAUUAUACUCAACAACUUACCUGGUGCAACAAUUCAUUAUUAGCUUUGGUUGUACGUCACAGUUUACUCGCAAGCCAUUUCAAAUUAGUCGAAGAGGAUCAAUUUUGGUUUGGAUAUUGGGGAAGACAUUUAAAAUCAGCCCAGUAUCAAACUUUAAAGCCUUGUCAAAAAGUCAAUCACUUCCCCGGCGCCUUCCAUCUUGGACGUAAAGACCGACUUUGGUUACACUUAUUUGACAUGAUGCAGCGCUUUCCAGAUGACGAAUUUUGCAUAAUGCCUUAUACUUAUAUUUUGCCUAAAGACAUUAAAAGGCUCAGGGUUUACUUGUCAAUGAAGGCUGCUGUUCGACACGUUAUUCUGAAACCUCCAGCUUCAGCUAGAGGAACAGGAAUUAACAUCGUUUCACGUGUUAGUAUGGUGCCUGAAAAAACUUCUUUGGUUGCCCAACAUUACAUUGAAAGCCCUUUUUUAAUAAAUGAUUCAAAAUUUGAUUUGAGAAUUUAUGUGUAUGUUACAAGUUAUGACCCUUUGCGUAUUUAUGUUUACAAGGAAGGAUUAGUUCGUUUUGCAAGUGUUUCUUACAACCCAGAAAUUUCUUCAUUUACAAAUCAAUUUAUGCAUUUAACAAAUUAUUCAAUAAAUAAAUUGGCUGUUUCUUCAAGUAGUUCAACACAAACAGAGGAUGGAGGGGAACAACAAUUUGUAGUUCCGAAAUGGAAAUUGACUCAAUUUUGGAAAUAUUUGGAUAAAUUGGGGCAUAAUUCAAACAAUUUAAAAGAGGAAAUACACAAAAUUGCUAUAAAGGCUAUUAUUUCUUGUGAAAGCCAUAUUAGAGCGCAUGCAGCUCAUCAUUGUAAAUAUCCGUUUAUCAGGAAAGUAACUAUUAUAGGACCCUUUUCCCACUCUCAUUUUUGGAUUUAAAUAAUGGCAGGUGGACAAGGACGUAGCCAGGGGUCGAUUUCAGGAGAGCUAAAAUGGGGUGUCUUCCCUUUUCCCCAUUUCAGGGGGGUAUAGCCUUAGAAGGCCCCCGGCCGUUGGAUUAAAUCUUUUUUUGAUUUGGAUUCGAGGCUAAAGUAGUGUCCGGCCAGAUUUCUCUGAUUAAUCCUGGAAAAUCUGAAGAUCACGGAAAAACCCUGGGUUUGGAACUCGGACCCUUAAAAAGUCCGGUCGGAUCCAGUCCGCCUCGGUUACUGGUUUUCAAACAAAUUUUUGGAUCC